AUGGCAUCAUAUCCAUUCGGUUUCCGUGUCGCGCAGGCUGUCGGGAACAUCGCAGCUCUUAGCACCAUCACCACACCUGCUCUUAUCCUAUCUCAAAAAGAAGAUAACCCUCCUGUUGGCCUGCUGGCCAAACAAUGGAGGAACUUGUUUGAAAAUGGCAAAUCAAAGAACCCACCCGUCGCAGUUGGCGUGACUUCUGCUUUCAUCUACCUUGCUUGGUCUGUUCGAUCGGGGGGGUCCCUUAUUCCAAAAGACUCCUAUCAGCAGAUCGAGGACUUCUGCCUCUGA
This is a messenger RNA of Penicillium waksmanii, 288 nucleotides long. Its product is annotated as DUF1772-domain-containing protein. NCBI's taxonomy places the organism in Eukaryota, Fungi, Ascomycota, Eurotiomycetes, Eurotiales, Aspergillaceae. The transcript is spliced from 3 exons. The coding region runs from base 1 to 288 and encodes 95 amino acids. The record is from RefSeq and is a predicted model, not a curated record.